Messenger RNA from Ostertagia ostertagi, 333 nucleotides. NCBI's taxonomy places the organism in Eukaryota, Metazoa, Nematoda, Chromadorea, Rhabditida, Trichostrongylidae. The record is from the annotation of a GenBank genome assembly.
UAUUUGAAUCAAAAUCCGGAAAAUGCAAGUCUGUAUGCAAAACUGAAAAGCAUCGAUGCUGCAACAGUCGAUCCAAGUUGCAGUAAUCCAGGGUUUGAAGCUGUGGCUGGCAAUUAUCUAAAGGUGUUUGACGACAUUAUAGGUACGGUUGAAGAAAAACCCGGUGACGUACAACAAGCAUGCGACCGACUAAUGGCAGUGGGAAAAAUGCACCGCACAAAGGUUUCCGGCAUGCAGAACAGUGCCUUUCAAAAUAUGGAGGAACCGUUUCUGAACAUGGUGAAGGAAGCACUCCAGGACCGUUUCAAUGAGAAAGCCGAGGGCCUAUUCAGA